This is a messenger RNA of Thunnus maccoyii (southern bluefin tuna), 562 nucleotides long. It is a transcript of the gene c16h5orf63, whose product is annotated as chromosome 16 C5orf63 homolog. NCBI's taxonomy places the organism in Eukaryota, Metazoa, Chordata, Actinopteri, Scombriformes, Scombridae. The transcript has 4 exons. The record is from RefSeq and is a predicted model, not a curated record. The coding region runs from base 187 to 501 and encodes 104 amino acids.
AGGUGGCGCGAUUCCACCCGCCACUGAACACACGAAGAAGAAGUGAGUUAGCAGCAGCAGAAGAAGAGCUGCAGCGUUUCUCUGUUUGUUUCAAACUUCAUCAAACUUCAUCAAACUUCAAUAAAACACCGGACAGUGAAGAUUUCCUCCGAGAAGCCCGCGGACCUUCGGCCGGACUCGAUUAAAAUGUUUCUCUUCAGUCGUCGUGCAGCUCUGCAGCUUCACAGGCGUUACCACGGCAACACGUUACCCACGCUCACUCUGUUCACCAAGGAUCCGUGUCCUCUGUGCGAUGAAGCUAAAGAAGCUCUGCAGCCGCUCAGACAUCGAUUUGUCUUCCAGCAGGUGGACAUCAGCCGUCCGGAGAACAGAAGCUGGUUCGACAGGUACAGAUGGGACAUACCUGUUUUCCACCUGAACGGACAGUUUGUGAUGAAACACCGAGUGGACGUCGCCCUGCUGGACAAACUGCUGCAAGACGCCGAGACACAGAAGACAUGACGACGCUCAGUUUACACCUGGAUAAUAACUAAUAAUCAAUAAAUAACGGUCAAUAAAUCUG